AUGAAGGAGCCGAAAAGAGGCGAGAUUUACGCAUAUCUCGGCGGACAAAUGAGUCCCGCUUUGACAGAAAUCCGAAGCCGUCCAGCUGCAAUCAAAUUCGGGGUUUCGGGACUGGACUUGAUGGAAAGUGGACAGUCAGCCCGGACGGCCGGUGAGAUGGCCGAAGCGGGCGGCCCUCGCCCAUUACCCAAUAAACCUGGAAACCAUUUUGGCGCCGCCGUCUUGAAAGAGCGCAAACAAUAA
Molecule: messenger RNA, 243 nt
Organism: Bursaphelenchus xylophilus (pine wood nematode)
Lineage: Eukaryota; Metazoa; Nematoda; Chromadorea; Rhabditida; Aphelenchoididae
Source: the annotation of a GenBank genome assembly